AGAUCAAGAAGAAGGAGAAUUAGAAUCGAAUAUAGAAGAACAUAAGGAGAGUUACCAUCUUAGACCAAGAAAAUCAAUUUUUUAUGGCAGCAGUAGUGAAGAUGAUGACAAUUAUGUGUUGCAGGGAUCAUCUACUUCACAUACAAUUACAUCAAGUAAUGAAUUAGAUCUUGCAACAGCAAGAAAAAGAAUUUUGGGACUUAAGGAGUACAACAAACAUGUCCAUGAAUUAGUUUAUGAGAUAAGCGAUGCAAUGUUGAAUGUAGAAUUAAGUGAAGACCACUAUAUAGCAAGUGGAAUUCUUUUCCACAAAGACCUCAUGAACAACAAUAAGGGAUUAUAUGAAC
Entrophospora candida is the source of this 347-nucleotide messenger RNA. The record is from the annotation of a GenBank genome assembly. NCBI's taxonomy places the organism in Eukaryota, Fungi, Glomeromycota, Glomeromycetes, Entrophosporales, Entrophosporaceae.